Ceutorhynchus assimilis (cabbage seed weevil) is the source of this 1188-nucleotide messenger RNA. The record is from the annotation of a GenBank genome assembly. Lineage: Eukaryota; Metazoa; Arthropoda; Insecta; Coleoptera; Curculionidae.
AUGAGAGUGUGUAAAUUAUUUUUAAAGGCAACAUUAGAUAUAAACGAUCGGCCUAUAAGAACUGUAAUUUCCAAGAAGGAUCAAAAUGGCUUUGUUGAAGGUGAACUACGUGGAAAACACGGAAAACAUCCAAAAAUAGACGAUGAUCUAACUCAAAGAAUUAUAAGGCAUAUAAAUACAAUUCCCAUAAUUGAAUCACAUUAUUUAGGAGAACAAACUGAAAGAGAAUAUAUAGAUGGCAGCAAGACUAUAUCUGAUUUGUACCGAGAUUUUAAGCAAGACCAAAUUAAUGAGAACAAAAGUUUUGGUUCCUAUUCAUACUACUUAAGUAUAUUUAACACGAAAUUCAACAUAGGUUUUUUUCAACCGAAAAAAGAUCAAUGUGAACUUUGUUUAUCGUAUGAAAAUGCAAAUGGUCACUAUAAAGAUCAGAUAAAGGAAACUUACGACUUACACCUCGAAGAAAAACAGCUGAGUCGAGAAGAACAAAAGAAAGAUAAAACUGAAAUAGGAGAAAACAAAAAAGUGAUAAUUUAUGAUUUACAAGCGGUAAUGCAAGCUCCUAGAGGAGAAAUUUCUUCCUUUUAUUACAAGUCAAAACUAAAUUCAUAUAACUUCACAAUAUCUGAACUAGCUAAAGAAGACCCAGAAGUUGGGAAAUUGAACAGUCGAUUGGCAGUGCAUGCCCUAACCACUUCUACCCAUUCACAAAGGGCGCAAUGUUCAACAGAUGACCAUAACGGCUACUAUUCCGAAGAGAUUGGAACUCAGAGAGAAAUCUCACAUCAUCAUAGAUUUCUUAUUGCAGUCGACCUGCAACCCUUUCAAGAAAUAAUACACGAACUCCCUAUUCGAAAUCAGACACACAUUUACCCACUUUUACCGCCCUUGUAUGACCGACAUCUAAAACAAGGUUUUGAGAAAACAGAAAUCUAUCCAUAUGAUCCAGACGUGUUUCAAGAGAGCGAGGCAGCCAAGAACAUUCUCCAGAAAUCUACCAUAGAAGACCUCAAUCAACCAGUUACUUCCAAAAACUCGACAUAUCAACCUUAUCUGGAGUUACCUGUAGAGAAAAAUCCUGAUCCAGAGUUUCCUGAAGAGGAAAUCGAUAGCGAACCUAAGAUAUUACCACCUUCUUUAGAGCCUACAGAACAACCAUCAGGCAGUGUUGCUUCUGUUCUCAAUUAA